Molecule: messenger RNA, 3753 nt
Organism: Canis lupus familiaris (dog)
Lineage: Eukaryota; Metazoa; Chordata; Mammalia; Carnivora; Canidae
Gene: SPEF1
Product: sperm flagellar 1
Exons: 7
Coding region: 2277-2987 (236 amino acids)
Biological process (GO): regulation of cytoskeleton organization
Cellular component (GO): axoneme
Molecular function (GO): microtubule binding
Source: RefSeq, a predicted model, not a curated record
CUAAAUACUGUCUAGGCUUGGGGAGGCAGGUGACAUAUUCACACUGGCUUGGGUUUGAGGAAGGCCAGGCCUUGCACUGUUUUGGGGUUAGAAAGAAGCUGGGGGUCAGUCGGGUAGGAGAGGAGGGAGGGAGCCAACAAUCCCUCUUGGGCCAAAUUACACCGGCAACCAGGCCUAUCAAGCCCAAGAAGAUCCUUGCAGGAUUGGAGUCAGAAGGCAGAGCAAAAGGGGUGUUGGGGCAACUUCUGUGGUCCAGGUUGGAGUCUGGAGGAACAUACAGGGCAUCCCUUGGUUUAUCUUUGAUGCCUUAAGAGGGAACCCUUUAGACCUUUUGGUGAUUGGCAUCUCCGAGCCUGGUGGCUAUCCUGGGGACAGUGGCAGGAGGAAGAGAAAAUUCCUGGGACAGAUUGCACCCCGAAAAAGGCUGGGGGCACCCCAGUCCAAAGGUGAAGACUGGUGUCUCUGCUGAUCCUACCCCUUUUCUCCUUUCAUGGCUCAGCCCCUCCCUCACUGAGGCCUAUAGGCCCCAGCAGUUCCAGCCGGGGGAGGGCCUGGGCUUGAGGCCGCCGGGCAGCUCCAGGCCCCAAACCGGUUUUCCCAGCUCCGCUAAGGCUGGCAUGUCACUGCUGCCUUUCCCUCCCUACCACUUCCUUUCAGUUCUUCCUCUCUCCACCCUGGAAUGUUGGGGGGUUGUAGACUGUCUAGUUCAUCUUUUGUCCCCUGCCUGCGCUGGGUGUGAUCUCUUCUAGAAAGGCAAGGCCACCAUGUAUGACUUUAAAACAAAGUAGAGUGCCAAUUCCACACUUGGCCUUCCACACUUCUGGUGCUCAGGCUUCCCCUGUAGACCUUGAAGACAGUAAAACUGAGUGACAGCAAAAAGUAGUUGGGUUCCCCCUUAUCAUCAUCCCCCACCCCCAUUUGAGUUGUGGAGGAGGAAACUGGAAAGUCAAAAGGAAGCCCAGCCUACCCCCUGGCCUGCUCUGGAGUAAGGGGGGAGCAGUAGCCUUUCUCCUGUUCAACCCAGCCCCUUACUUCAAAUACCAACAAGGCAAAUUAUUUCCAUUUGUCUCCUCUUCUGCUGGAACUGAGGUCAUCUCAUUAAUGGUAGCACCAACUGAUGUAAAUGGGGCCCUUGCUGUGUGCCAAGCGCUGUGCUAAGCACUUCAGAUGCUCAUACAUCCCCUUUGAGGGAAGUAAAACCAUGAGAAAACAGGCACAGAAAGAUCCAGGAUUGUACCCAAAGCCACAUUGGUAGCCUUUGGUGGAAGCAAGCUUUCUUCUCUGGCUCAUUGGCUGCUACUGUGUCCCUUCAUUAAGGAAGGACCCACAUCCCUAACCCUGCUACAAUUCGUGCUCUUUUGAAGUGGAUUUGGCUACUGAAAUCCAUUUAAUCCUUGGAAGAAUAGCUCUUUGAAAGGAGAUGGGGGUUGUGAAAGUGUCUACAGGAGCUCUUACAGCUUUUACACCUGUGGCCAACUCCCAUCCCCCCAGUCCCCAUACAAAUGCAGAUCUUCUGUAAACACCUUUCCCAUUUUCCUCCCUAUUACCCCAUUGGGACAAAUAUGUGAGAACCAUUCCCACUUCACCAAAGAGGAAAUAGGGUUAAAGAGUUAAAUAACCUGCCCUAGGCACUGGCCUUGAACCUGGGAGUCUGAGUCUCAUAUUAAAAGCCCUACCAGGACACUGCUGGGAAGGGUAGUAGUGGUGGUGGCCUUAGUAGCACAGAGCUCUGAGGAGGGACCCAGCAGGGAGGCACUGUCACACAGCCUAUCACACAAUCCAGAUGGGAAGCAGCAGAUGAUUAACAGUGGAUGGCCAGAUAAAGCUGAUAAACAUUGGUAUACUGCCUUCACUUGGGACUGAUCACUAAAGGAUCCAGAAGGGGAAAUCCCAGCCCUGGGGAGGCUGAUGCAGGGAUUCUGAGGGUCUGGUUGGCUUUGGCAGGUUCCUGAGUGGGCCAAUGGCUGAUCAGGUGAAGUGGGCGCAGAUGCUGGGAAGACAAGGCCACCUAAUCGCCUUUCAAAGCUGGGGCCCGAGAGUAAGGAGAGGGAGAGAACUACAACUCCCAGAAAUCCCUGCUCCCUGCCUAGUCAAGGAUAGUUGCCAUGGUUUCAGGAAACAAUAUGGCUGCUCCCAGCUGGGAGGAGAGUCUCCGGAUUAGAGGGGUGGAGGCAGGUCUCGUCGCCCUCAGUGGCAAGAGAAGAGGAGCCUGAGGGAUCUGAGGUUGAGGCUGGACGCUGCACGGCUAGAACAGCCUGGCCUUGCCGACGGUGCCAAUGGCGGGCAGCGUGGACGAGGAGGCGUUGCACCAGCUGUACCUGUGGGUAGACAACAUACCUCUGUCCCGGCCCAAGCGAAAUCUCUCCAGGGAUUUCAGUGAUGGAGUCCUGGUCGCAGAAGUCAUCAAGUUUUACUUCCCCAAGAUGGUGGAGAUGCACAAUUAUGUCCCUGCCAACUCUCUCCAACAGAAGCUCAGCAACUGGGGUCACCUAAACAGGAAAGUGCUGAACAAACUGAACUUCUCGGUACCAGAGGAUGUGAUGCGCAAGAUCGCUCAAUGCGCGCCGGGCGUGGUGGAGCUAGUACUGAUUCCGCUGAGGCAGCGCCUGGAGGAACGCCAGAGGCGCAGGAAGCAGGGCACCAGCUCCUUACAGGAGCUGGCUCCCCAGGAUGGCACUGGCUACAUGGAUGUGGGUUUGUCCCGGAAGGCCGGAGGGGAAGGUGCCCUGGACCCCCAGGGAGGGGGCCAGCUCAGGGAGGGCCGGUUGCCAGGGCCUCGGCCUCCAGGAUAUAGCCAGGCAGUGCAGGGCGACCCAAGCUUCGUCCUCCAGAUCGCCGAAAAAGAGCAGGAGCUGUUGGCCUCUCAGGAGACUGUGCAGGUCCUGCAGAUGAAGGUGAGGCGCUUGGAGCACUUGCUCCAGCUGAAGAACGUGCGCAUCGACGACCUCUCGCGGCGGCUCCAGCAGGCAGAGCGUAAGCAGCGGUGAGCGGUGAGCGGUGAGCGGUGAGCCGCGAGCCACAGCCCGGGCCGAUCGAGCGGGAAACCCCAGUACCCGCCAGAGCCCAGACACCGCCACCGAAGCACCCACCCACGCACCCACUGGCCUACCGAUGGACGAAUGGGCGGGCGGAGCCAGCAGGUCCAAUGAGCCUCCCUGGGAGCCAACAUGUCCCUCCCUUGGGGUGGGCGCGUAUGGGGUGGGCGGUGGGGCAGCGAGGCAGGAGCCUUUAGAGCGGAGCCUGGAGCUGAGCCACCUUCUUCCACUACAUCCGAGUCAGGAGAAUGGACCGCUUUCCAGAACCCAGGAGCCACGUGCAGAGACCUGGCAUGCUCCCCAAAGCAGCGCCCAGCCCCAGGGGCUCCAUCUUGAUGCUCCCUGCUCUGGGCCUUGAGAGGCAGUGCUCCCGCUGGGUCCACACUCCUAGAAACAGGUCCAAGCCCAGCUCUGAGGACAGCGUUGUCUCCAUCCAGGCUAGUUCUCUGUGCUCUGGGCUGUGCAGGAAGCUGCCCCAGGCAGCUGAGGGAGACCCUUGCCCCUCUCGGGCACUCACCUGGGACCCAGAUGGAGGCUGGGGAACACAGCAGCUGGAGAGGAAAGGAUGAGUGGGUUCAGCGAGGAGUGGGGAAGACAUGGGCUGUGCCUGUCCCAAUUACUCUCCCUUCCUGUGGGGCACCUUUGAGAAUACUUGGGAGGUAUGGUAUCACACGGCCCCCAUUAAAGAGUUGUGCUAUCUUUCCCUUGACUGCCUUCU